CUUUCCUAGGGGUGGGAGUUUGCAGCAAACUUUGUUUAUGGGACAGUCCGGGAGCCGCGGCGGCUGCGCUAGUCUACGUCUUCUCAGUCGCUUCCUCGCGUAGUGCGAGCGCCCGAGGCCGGCUCCGGGGAUGUAAGAGGAAAAGCCUUCGGCUGCUGGGAAUCCGCUCGGGAUCUGCCAGCCGGGGCCGGGUUCCUGCUCGUCAGUUCAGGAGGCGCCCAGGCUUGGCUUCCCCGCGUGCCCAGAAAGAUGAAUCCGUCCUCGGUGCCCCAUCCGCUCCCGCCGCCAGGGCAGCAAGUCAUCCACGUCACGCAGGACCUCGACACGGACCUCGAAGCCCUCUUCAACUCUGUCAUGAAUCCCAAGCCCAGCUCGUGGCGGAAAAAGAUCCUCCCGGAGUCCUUCUUUAAGGAGCCCGAUUCCGGCUCGCACUCGCGCCAGUCCAGCACCGACUCAUCGGGCGGCCACCCCGGGCCUCGACUAGCUGGCGGCGCGCAGCACGUCCGCUCGCACUCGUCGCCCGCAUCCCUGCAGCUAGGCACCGGUGCGGGCGCCGCCGGAGGCCCUGCACAGCAGCACGCACAUCUCCGCCAGCAGUCCUAUGACGUGACCGACGAGCUGCCGUUGCCCCCCGGGUGGGAGAUGACCUUCACGGCCACUGGCCAGAGAUACUUCCUUAAUCACAUAGAAAAAAUCACCACAUGGCAAGACCCUAGGAAGGUGAUGAAUCAGCCUCUGAAUCAUGUGAACCUCCACCCGACCAUCACUUCCACAUCGGUGCCACAGAGGUCCAUGGCAGUGUCCCAGCCCAAUCUUGCGAUGAAUCACCAACACCAGCAAGUCGUGGCCACUAGCCUGAGUCCACAGAACCACCCGGCUCAGAACCCACCCUCGGGGCUCAUGACUGUGCCCAAUGCACUUACCACGCAGCAGCAGCAGCAGCAGAAACUGCGGCUUCAGAGGAUCCAGAUGGAGAGAGAGAGGAUCAGGAUGCGUCAAGAGGAGCUCAUGAGGCAGGAAGCUGCUCUCUGCCGACAGCUCCCCAUGGAAACUGAGACCAUGGCCCCUGUCAACACGCCUGCCAUGAGCACAGAUAUGAGAUCUGUCACCAACAGUAGCUCAGAUCCUUUCCUCAAUGGAGGGCCCUAUCAUUCACGGGAGCAGAGCACAGACAGCGGCCUGGGGCUAGGGUGUUACAGUGUCCCUACCACUCCAGAAGACUUCCUCAGCAACAUGGAUGAGAUGGACACAGGUGAAAAUUCGGGUCAGACAGCCAUGACCGUCAAUGCCCAGCAGACCCGCUUCCCUGAUUUCCUGGACUGCCUCCCAGGAACAAAUGUUGACCUCGGGACUUUGGAGUCUGAAGAUCUGAUCCCCCUCUUCAAUGAUGUAGAGUCUGCUCUGAACAAAAGCGAGCCCUUCCUCACCUGGCUGUAGUGUGAUGCCGCCGUGAGCUGACGUGUCCUGGGCCUUGUGGACCAAGUGCUGGAGCGGAGCGGGCCUGCAGUGCACCGCGUUCUGCCUUCGUACUCACACUCCUUGUCCAUAUGGCCGCUUAAUCAUUGCCUGGUUUUGAUUUGCAGGAACUUAUGUUACACACAAAUAAAUAUUCUCUUUUCAUUUUCUGCAAGCCUGCAUUUCUGUGGCAGAUAAAGCAGGAUUGAUUGUGCAGAAUAACUUUUUUUUUUUUUUUUUUUAAGAAAAUGCCUGCUGCCCUAUGGCCAAGCUUUAUUGCAAUUAGCUGAAAUUCAUGUAUCAAUUGAUUCUAAGCCAUAAAAAGCUGACCUCAGGCAGUGAAUUCUGAUAGGCAGCUUGGUCCAGGAAGCGUGCACAAAGACCUGAUUCACAGUUUCAAAAACUGUACUGAUAACAGUAGUAACAAAUGCUUUGAAAUGUAUUUAACUUGACCUUUAAAAAAAAGUCACUGUAUGGAUAGUGAUUUUCUCCUGUAGGAAAUACAGUGUAGUUUGGGAUCCACGCUGGCUCUGAUGGCUUCUCUCAUUCUGUGUUUACAAGGACACAGAGUAUUAAUGUUGUCACCCUUCAUCAUUUUCCUGCAUAGCAGCUCAGCUCUGUGAACAGGAGAGUAACCGCAACGUCUGUCACAAUUCUUGCAGGACAGAUCGUGUGAAAGAGACCAGUUUGGUAUUAGUGUGAAUGAUUACAGAGCAAAACUAUUUUUUAUCGCAACUUGGAUUGUUUUCAAAAUGCAGCCUAGAAUUUGAUGUUUGUUUUUAUAUUAAAAAAAAAAACCCUGUAAUUUUGUAACUAUUACAAAGGGUAGCCAGAUGUUUUUGAUAAAUCAGUGGCAACUAUAUUUUUUGUCUUUUGAACCUGUUCUGAAAACGUCAGGCCAACAUAGAUCGCAGCCUGAUGUCACAUGCGUUUUGUAUGCUGCAUUUUGUAUUCUGAGGCAUUAUUAGUUCUGCUUUCAAGAUUUCAAGUGUUUAAAAUAAUCCUGUCUAUGAAACUGAAGAAUGAAGCAGAUCUCUGAUUAGCAUAUACAGAAAGGCCCUUGUCCGGGUAUGUGGUGUAGAUGUGUACUUCUGAAUUCAGUAAAAUUGAUUCCUACGUGUGCUAGCCUAAUCCCUUUGCUAAGUCGGUAAGAGAAGUCUAAGGUAUGUACCCAAUACCUCGUAUGUAACCAACAUUGUUUUGUUAGCUUAUAGGACUGAGAGUUUCAUGGUCAUCUGGCCGGCAGUCUGCCUGCGCUUGCAAUGAAGUCCUUAGCUGUUUAGUGUUUCGAACUGACGUUAUUUAUAAUCUAUGAAUUUAAUCUCUUUUUUUUAUUUUUUGCAAAGACAUCAAGAAUCUGGAAGGCAGCUUUCGGUUGCCACGAGGGUGGGGGCUUUGUUGGGGAUCUUCAGUGAGAUCCCUUUUGAUCCAUGGGAAUAGGAAUGCACAGAGUACAUUUUGAUCUUGGUGGGAAGAGGCAAGUAGAAAGGUCAGAGACAAAGUCGCAUAGCCAGGGAACAUGGCGGAAAGGCCAGUUGAUGUGAAAUGAGGCAGAUGUGUCAGAACCCCCCAAAAACAAGGCAAGCAAGACGUGCGAGAAAGUGCCCCAAAGAGCAAAGCAACAAUUUUCUCUCAUCGCCUUUAUGCCAAAAGACACUGCAGUUAGGGAGAAGAGGGUUAGGGCGCACUUUACCGGGGAGGGGCAGAGGAGGGAGGGGCUGUGACACUGUCCAUGUAUUGCCAAACGUCUUGACAGACAAAAUCAUGGACUCUUGUGACUUCCAGCACUCUUAAAGUGAUUUCUCUUUUCCUGAAGGAACCCCAAUUUAUGUCCAGGUAAUUCCUUGUUUUCUCUGAGCACUCCGAGAGAGGCGCAAAGAUAUUUAUGUUGCUACUAGGUUGAAAGGGAGCACUCUUUCGUUUCCUCUUUCGUUAGCAAAAGUUGCAAAAAAGAGUUAUACAUUCUUUCUGAGGAAAACCAAAAACAAGCCAAAACACAAGGGACCUAACAAAGCUUGACAGUGUUACUGUAUUUAAAAAUAUUUUUAUAGAUGCAUUUCAGGUUAUUAAGUGUAAAAAAAAAAGAUACUUUUUUUAAAAAAAAAAAUUAGUUAAAUCAUCUAUGAUUUAUGUUACCAAGUUUUAGAAGCAAUUUUCUAGUAAGCUUGUGGCAUUAUGAAAUACUACAAUAAUUUUCUUAGUAAAUUAGUUUAAACCUUUUUAAUUAAUAUAGUAUUUUUCUAGAAUAAAAUAUGGCCCUUGACUGUUUACUAAUAGAUAAAGCCAGAUAUGAUUGUUGUUUUUUAAGAACAUAAAAUGUGGUUUGUUACAGAACACUAAAGCUAGAAAUCAGACCUUUUUUCCUAGUUCUGAGUGAACCCAAGACUUCAUGUGUGUCAGGCAAGUGCUUCCCAGUGGAGAGUCACCCCAGACCUCAGAGCAGUCUCUUAGUGGUUCUUUGGUAUUAUUAUAAGUAUUAAUAUUUUCUAAGAAUUCAUAAUAAGGUGCUAUUCAUAUACUAUAUCGUACUAUAAGCCAACUAUCAGACAAUCUAGUCUUCUUAGUCCUAAGUCAAUACAUUUUGCCAUGUCAUCUCCAAAUUUUGUCAUAGAAUAGACAAUUUUUUAAAAGUUUGAUUCAAAACACAUUUCUCUUGGUAAGAUACACUUUACUGAAGCAUUUGAAUAGCUAAACAUCCUGUCAUGUGUUAGCAGUAGGUGAUAUUUAGGCCGAGUUUCACUGUAGUAUCCAGGAUGUAAAAUGUAUUCCUGUCAUUGAUUUCUCGGUGUGUGAGAAACACAUAAAACAGAAUAAGCCUUAGCCUCCUGGGCACUGUUCAGCAGAAAGGAAUCUGCAGAAGGUGACGUGAAUUGAUAGGCAUGUCACGGAGUACUGUGUUCUUAUGAUGUGAUCAGAAGCAACUUCUGAAAGUCCAACUUUCGUGGAACAAAACAAGCCAUUCAGAAAGGAAAACGGUUAAUUCAAAAUGGUGAUUGACGGAGACCCCUUCUGACACUGUAUAUGUGCUAAUACUUUAACUUAAUUUUUUCUUUUUCUUUUUUUUAUUUCUACGUUUUACCAAGUGGGACCUGUGUUGUUGAUUUAUAAUCCAGUAUGUUCUACAUACAGGAAAUGUGCGGCCAAAUCCAUCAGAUCAAACCAUUUUAUCUGGAGUUUGGUACAGGUUUUACUUCGCAAUUCUAUAUAAAAAAUAAAUACGAUUGAACUUCAA
Messenger RNA from Rattus rattus (black rat), 4687 nucleotides. It is a transcript of the gene Wwtr1, whose product is annotated as WW domain containing transcription regulator 1. The coding region runs from base 250 to 1437 and encodes 395 amino acids. Lineage: Eukaryota; Metazoa; Chordata; Mammalia; Rodentia; Muridae. Gene Ontology annotation, biological process: hippo signaling; positive regulation of transcription by RNA polymerase II. Gene Ontology annotation, molecular function: transcription corepressor activity; protein binding; transcription coactivator activity. The transcript is spliced from 7 exons. Gene Ontology annotation, cellular component: nucleus; cytoplasm. The record is from RefSeq and is a predicted model, not a curated record.